Molecule: messenger RNA, 1767 nt
Organism: Penicillium macrosclerotiorum
Lineage: Eukaryota; Fungi; Ascomycota; Eurotiomycetes; Eurotiales; Aspergillaceae
Gene: sit1
Product: putative siderochrome-iron transporter Sit1
Exons: 9
Coding region: 1-1767 (588 amino acids)
Biological process (GO): intracellular iron ion homeostasis; transmembrane transport
Cellular component (GO): vacuolar membrane; endosome
Molecular function (GO): siderophore-iron transmembrane transporter activity
Source: RefSeq, a predicted model, not a curated record
AUGGUCGUUGAAACCCCCGACGAAAGUCAUGUCGGCGAAAACUCGAACAAAGUGCUUCACCACCAAACCGAGGCUGUUCAGGAAGUGAAUCUGCUUGGUAACGGCAGUCCAGGUGUCCGCCGAAUUGAGAUUAUCGCUUCUCACUUCCAACUUGUCGAUCGUGUUCUCCUAUUUGCAAGUAUUUUUUUGAUUGCUUAUGUGUAUGGGCUUGAUGGAACGGUCAGAUAUACCUACCAGCCCUAUGCGACUCAAAGUUAUGGACAGCACAGCCUACUUGCGACAGUUAAUGUCUUGCGAGCAGUAAUAGCCGCUGCAGCACAGCCUACUGCGGCAAAGAUUGCAGACGUUUUCGGCAGGCUCGAAUUGAUUAUUGUUUCAAUUUUGUUUUAUACUGUCGGAACAAUCAUUGAAACCUUCUCCAAGACCGUGGAGGCGUUUUGUGCGGGCGCUGUCAUAUAUCAGAUCGGGUAUACUUGCAUCAUGCUACUGGUUGAAGUUUUGAUAGCUGACUUGACUUCAACACGAUCUCGGCUUCUCUUCUCCUAUAUCCCAGCUUUGCCAUUCAUUAUUAACACUUGGAUAAGCGGCAACUUGACUACUGCUGUGCUUAAGGUCACCUCAUGGCGCUGGGGAAUAGGCAUGUUUGCUCUGAUCUACCCAGCAUGUGCUUUGCCUCUGAUCGUCGUUCUCUACAUUGUUUAUCGACGGGCCAAAGUUUCAGGUCACUUGGAAUCUUAUAAAAGCUCUCUUGAAGAGUUGGGAGGUCGUCGUCUUAUAAUAGAGCUCUUCUGGCACUUGGAUGUGGUUGGGAUUAUCCUGAUGAUCGCCAUGCUGGCUUGCAUUUUAGUCCCCUUUACCAUUGCUGGAGGUGUAACUGCGCAAUGGAAGACUGCCAAGGUGAUCACACCCCUGGUCAUUGGUAUUUUACUGGUUCCGGUUUGGGUAUACUGGGAGAGGACAUGUAAAUAUCCAAUGCUACCAUUCAAGCAUCUUAAGGAUCGAGGUGUUUGGGGCGCACUCGGAAUUGCGACGAUGUUGAACACUGCAUGGUAUCUUCAGGGUGAUUUCCUGUACACUGUACUUUAUGUGAGCUUUGAUGAAUCAGUUUUGAGUGCAACCCGGAUCACGUCACUGUACAGCUUCACAUCCGUCAUUGCCGGAACUAUUCUUGGCUUUAUCAUCAUUAGAAUUCGCCAGCUCAAGCCUUUCAUUAUUAUUGGUACCCUAUUGUUCACAGUCGCAUUCGGUAUCUUGAUCUACUUCCGUGGUGGCGCAAGCGGAUCCAGUCAUUCGGGUGUUAUUGGAGGCCAGGUACUACUAGGACUUGCUGGUGGAAUGUUCCCUUAUCCUGCUCAAGCGAGCAUUCAAGCUGUCUCCAAGCAUGAACAUCUUGCUGUUGUGACAGGAAUUUAUCUUGCCUCCUACAAUAUCGGCAGUGCGGUCGGAAAUACAAUCUCUGGCGCCAUUUGGAAUCAAGUACUUCCCCAGGAACUGACCAGAAGACUUGGUAAUGAGACUCUCGCUGCCUCUGUCUAUGCAGAGCCAUUAGCAUUCGCUGCUGUUAAUCCUGUUGGUACACCGGAUCGCGAUAAUGUGAUUUUUGCCUAUCAGAAAACUCAACGUCUCCUCUGCAUUACCGGAAUAUGUCUAACUAUACCGCUAAUAUUCUUCGCGCUCUUCAUUCGGAAUCCAAAACUUACAAAAGAGCAAACGCUUGCCAAAGCGGAAGAAGAUUCUGAAACAGAUUCGAAUCCCGGAAAUAUCUAG